Molecule: messenger RNA, 806 nt
Organism: Erigeron canadensis
Lineage: Eukaryota; Viridiplantae; Streptophyta; Magnoliopsida; Asterales; Asteraceae
Exons: 1
Coding region: 135-617 (160 amino acids)
Source: RefSeq, a predicted model, not a curated record
CAAUCUCCACAUAUAUAUACACCAAUCCAUUCCAUCUUUCACCAUCCUCAAUCCCACAACCCAUCUUUCACAUAUUUAGUUUCUUUCGAAAUUUAUCACCCUUUGAUCGUUUAAAAAAAAAUCGCGUAACGAACAUGGGGAAUUACGUUUCGUGUAGCUUAAUAACCAAACAUUCGAAUAGCACAAAGGUGAUCUACCCUAAUGGUGAAGUCCGCAAACUUCAACAACCAAUGAAUGCGGCUGAACUCAUGUUGGAAUCGCCCAACACUUUUGUUGUGAACUCCAAAUCACUCAGGAUUGGGACAAGGUUCUCUGCACUUAAUGCGGACGAAGAUUUAGAAAAGGCGUCCGUAUAUGUCUUGUUUCCUAUGAAUAGACUUAAUUCAGUUGUUGUAACAGCUGAUUUAGCGUCUCUUUUUCUUGUCGCGAAAAAAGGUAAUGGUAAUAAAAUAGGAAGUGUGAGGGUCUUGCCCGAGAAUGCACCUACUCCACCACGGUUGAGUGUGGAGGAUAUUGAAGAGUUGACGUCGCCGGAGUUUAAGCAAAUGAUUUCGAUGUGUAGAUCAAAGAAGCCAUUGUUGGAGACUAUUGCUGAAGAACCAAAUUCUUCAAGAUGAUUGUUUUGUGACCCGAAGGGUCUUUUUUUUAAAUUCGAUUUUUGUGAAUUUAUUUUAUAUAUGCAAAUAUAUAUAGGUACAAAAUGAUUCUUUAUAUAUUCUUUUAUGCGAAGCAAUAAGGGAAAUAGGUUUGCAAAUUGCAAUUAAGUUUUAGUUACUCCUUCAUAUGUGACAAUUGAUUUUUUUUAA